AUGCUUAAAAAAACAUCUAGAGAUUAUUCAUAGCAUAAGUCAUCGGAUUCAUAAUCUGAUGAUAACUCUACAGCUCCUGCACUUUCAUUAAGAGGAUCUGAUUAUUUAGCGUUUGACAUUUAAAAGGAUAUAAAAAAAAGUAUUUUAAGUGAUUUUAGUGAUGAUGAAAGUGAUCAUCAACACCAUAUGACAGACAAAGUAGAUUUCGUUUGGUUACUAAAAUCGUGUAUUGAAGAGGCUCUGUCUUAUUUUUUAGAAUGGGCUCCAUUAACUAUCAUUUAUUUUUUUAUGACUAGAAAUUACUCACAACACAUUGCAAAUGGGUAUGGCUUGGGCUUAGUAUGGUUGAAUUGCAUGGGGUAAGGCUUAUAUUAUGGCUUAGGUAGCGGCUUAGAGACCAUGGCCUCUCACGCCCAUGGAGCUAAAAAUUAUGAAUAAGUAGGUAUUCUUUUUUAGAAGACGCUUUUUGUAUCAUCUAUUAUGUUUAUUCCUAUAUGCAUUAUGAUGUUAUACGCAGAGUAAAUUCUACUGUUAUGGAAUGAUAAUGCUGAUCUGUGCUAAAUAGCUGGUUAGUUGUGUAUGUUUGCUAUCCCAGGAAUUGCUUUUGUUGCUGUUUAUUAUGCCUAUAAAGCAACUUUGAAUGCACAGAACGAAUACAGGUUGCAAGUAUAUAGCAGCGGAAUUAACACUAUGCUCACUGUUAUCUACUGCUUUAUUUUUAUUACUGGUCUUGAUUGCGGAAUCAUGGGAGCUGCUGUUGUUUUUUCUCUAUCAUAAUUCUCUAACUUAGUUCUAUGCUAUUUAUUCGCAAGCAGAAAAAAACACCUUAAAAAAUGUUUCAUUCCCUUCACUAAACUUUGCUUCUAAGAUUUGAAGCCAUUCCUCAAAACAGCUAUACCAAUCGGAUCACUUGUGUCUUUAGAAUGGAUUUUGCAAGAAGUUAACUCAAUAAUUGCAUCCAAUCUGCCUGAAGAAUAAUACUCUGCAAAUAUUGCAAUAGCAAAUUUAGCUUCUACCAGUGUCCAAUUUCCUUUAGGUUACGCAACGGCAGCAUGCACUUUUAUAGGUAACGAAAUGGGAAGAGGGAAUGUUAAAAAUGCUAAAAAAUAUGCUUUGUAUAGCACCUAUAUUCUCAUAAGCCACUUAUUAAUAACAGGACUUCCUAUAGCUAUAUUUAGAGAAAGUAUAGCAUCCACCUUUACAGUUAACCCUGAAGUGAAGGACUAAUUCUUGAGAAUUAUAUUCUUUGCUCUAGGUGUAUACUUCUUAGAUGCAAUUUAAUGCCUAAUCACAGCAUUUAUGAGAGCUAUAGCAAAAGAAAAGUUUAGCAGUGUUUCAUUCCUUAUUUGCUACGCCCUUGUAGGAUUAACAUCAAGUUACUACCUUGCUUACAAAACAUCAUACGAAAUCACAGGAGUAUGGACAGGACUUGCAAUAGGUAUGAGUCUUUAUUUGAUUCUUUAAAUCUGCAUGAUAUUAUUUACUAAUCUUGAAAAUAUGGCAAAGAAAAUACAAGACAGAUUAAAAUAAAAUAGUGAGCCCAAUGACACAUUAAUAAAUAACAUAAGUAUUUAAGUCACAUGA
Tetrahymena thermophila SB210 is the source of this 1584-nucleotide messenger RNA. Its product is annotated as MATE efflux family protein. NCBI's taxonomy places the organism in Eukaryota, Ciliophora, Oligohymenophorea, Hymenostomatida, Tetrahymenidae. Gene Ontology annotation, cellular component: membrane. The record is from RefSeq and is a predicted model, not a curated record. Gene Ontology annotation, molecular function: xenobiotic transmembrane transporter activity; antiporter activity. Gene Ontology annotation, biological process: transmembrane transport. The transcript has 3 exons.